Molecule: messenger RNA, 2648 nt
Organism: Solea senegalensis (Senegalese sole)
Lineage: Eukaryota; Metazoa; Chordata; Actinopteri; Pleuronectiformes; Soleidae
Product: G-protein coupled receptor 22-like
Exons: 2
Coding region: 552-2081 (509 amino acids)
Biological process (GO): G protein-coupled receptor signaling pathway
Cellular component (GO): membrane
Molecular function (GO): G protein-coupled receptor activity; peptide binding
Source: RefSeq, a predicted model, not a curated record
CACAAAUACAUGUAACCUACAUGUAUACCCUCCUCUGGGUGAAAAUGUUUGUAUUUUGAAAUACUUUCAUAUAUAUUAGUCACUAAGAAAAUCUUAAAAUGUCACAAUUUGAAAGCCAUGGUUUGCAGGAACGACCAGACUUCUAAUACACGUUCAUGACCUUUUUCUUUUACACUCCUGUCUCCUCCUUCUGCAUCAUUUUGACAACCUGUUACAUCAGCUCGUCUCGUAGGAAUAGCAAGAUUAUCCUGGCUGCCAUUCAUCUUUUUCAGCUGUUCAAUUAUACAUGCUACACAGUCUCCUGUCACACGUCUUCUGGCUUUCAGAGGAGAACCUGUUGUAGAGAACCACUUCGAUCUCUGUGGAAAACCACGUGUCUUUAGAUCUAGUGCUCUGUCACUCUGAGAAUUCACUCGCCUCUGCUGAACCUUUGAUGAAAUCGCUGCCAUCAAGCUGUUGCUCAUCCCUGCAUCAUGGAGGUUCAGCCUGGUGCAUCAUGGGAGCUCAUCAACGGCAUGACAGAUACAAUAUAUAGGGACUGAGAGGUCGUCAUGGAGACAAGCCCAGCCACCACUGACUGGGUCGGGACGGUGGGCAGCCUGGAGGGACUAGACCUCCAGGAUCAUGGAGGAGGAGGCUCGUCCAGCACUGUGACGUCCUGGCACAUGCCGUACUCGCUGGGCUUCCAGGUGUCACUCACAGCGUUCCUCAUGCUGGAGCUGGUGCUGGGCUUCAGCAGCAACCUGACCGUGCUGGUCCUCUACUGCUCUCAGUCCAACUUGGUGGACUCUGUGAGUAACAUGGUAACGGUCAACCUGCACGUGUUGGACGUGGCGGUGUGCGCGCUGUGUCUGCCCCUCACGCUGGUCAUAGUGCUGCUGCCUCCGGGACCAAACCUGGCCCUGCUCUGCUGCUUCCACGAAGCCUGCGUCACCUUUGCCAGCAUCGCCACAGCCAUCAACAUCCUGGUCAUCACCUUGGACCGGUAUGACAUCUCGGUGCGGCCGGCAAACCGGCUGCUGACCACGCGCAGAGCGGCGCUGCUCCUGGCCGCUGUUUGGAUCACCUCAAUCGCCGUGUUUUUCAUCCCAUUCUUGGAGGUGGAGUGGUACGAGGGGGAGGGACCAGAGGAGAAAGGGCCGGUGACCCCACUGUCUUUGUCCUCCUCACAUGGCCUCAGUGCCACAGUGGUGCCAGCGGCGUGGCGUAACCGGACGCUGCUGUGUCUUGGCGGGCAGGGCUAUCACACAAGCCUGAGUAUGUAUUACCAUCUCGUCCUGCAGGUGCCCAUCUUCUUUACCACCGUGGCAGUCAUGCUCUUCACCUACUCCAGAAUCCUGAGGGCUUUAAACAUCCGCAUCGGCUCGCACAUGAAGAAGAGCCAGCGGUUCCGCGGCUCGUCCUGCAGCGGGCGCCACAAGAGACAGAAAAAGAAGAAGAAGGCGGGGCUCAGAGUGAUCGAUGGCGGCGAGGGAGCAGGGGAUCAGAACAACACAGAUGGUACAAAACAGCUGAGCCACCCUCCCCUCAUUCCCUCCCCCUCACCGACGCCCACAGCUACCUCCCCUCCUGCCCUCUCUUCAUCAGCACCGCUGGUCAUCUCUGCCGCCACGCCCAUGCCGCCCUCCAUGGGUGUUCAGGCCUCUGUGUCGGCCAUCAUUGCCCUGAGGAGGGCAGUGCGGCGACACCGGGAUCGGCGCGAGCGUCAGAGGCGGGUAUUCAAGAUGUCCCUCAUCAUCAUCACCACCUUCCUGGCUUGUUGGGCUCCCCUCUCUGUGACCAACGUGCUCAUUCUCGGCAUUGGCCCCAACGACGCCCUGAUCAGCCUGCGCCUCUGGUUUCUCGCUCUAGCUUAUGGCACCACGGUCUCACACCCGCUGCUCUACGCCUUCACGCGACAGAAGCUGCGGCGCGCCCUCCGUGCCAAGGUUAAGAAGAGGGUGGUGUCCCUACUCCAAGUCGACCCCUCACCAGGGGGCACUGUCAUACACAACUCCUGGGUGGAGAACAGAAAAACCAGCCGGCAGGUGCGGCUGGAAGCCAGCGAUGGCACUGACCGUUGCCAGGCAGAGGCCCUGUGAGACUUGACUCCAUUUCCUACUGUAACUUGUUUCAUUAAGAAACUUGCUGGUGCGUGAAACUGUUGUACGAAAUGUGAAAAACACAUUUCUACCUCUGGGAGAUGUUCUAAUAAUUGAAGCACCAGCAGCAGGCCCAUGUUAAACACCUCGGCUAUCGCCUCAGGCAGCUGUUGCUGUGGACACAGUUGCGUGCCGAGUCUUUGGCGCUGAGGCAAACCAUUCAACAACAAACACACAAGUGUAUAUAGUUUGGUCAAGUCCUGAAGUCUGUUUACAUUUGGAGCCGUGUCAGAGCGGCCGCUUACAUAACUGCUCCAGAGAACGUGCUUCAGCAGCGGAUGAUCUGAUCUGCCUCGCGCUCAAAGGCAGCUCGCAAAAAAUGUCCACCCACUUCAGAUACAGAAAAACUCUGUGAAUGUACGUCUCUGCCUUAACUCUGCGUGGAACAGCCACCGCCACUCGAUCCACAGAGAGCAGGCGAGGCGCACGUCUGAGUACGACUAUAAUGUGAAUUUUAUCACACAAUCACAUGUUAACAGUGUUUAUAUAAAUGCAACUCUCUACUGA